Caenorhabditis briggsae is the source of this 816-nucleotide messenger RNA. The record is from RefSeq and is a predicted model, not a curated record. NCBI's taxonomy places the organism in Eukaryota, Metazoa, Nematoda, Chromadorea, Rhabditida, Rhabditidae. Gene Ontology annotation, molecular function: protein binding.
AUGGAUCUCACAAGUGGUGGUGUCGGUCCCUCCACAUCCACAGAUGACGUCGCAUCUCUUCUGGACAAUUCAGACGACAUGCAGUUGGUUCGACAGGCCGUCCUAUUUGAGAAUGUGGAACUCCUUGCGGACCUUUUCAAAGUGAAUCCUUGGGUAUGGAAUCGAGUGGAUCGACACGGAAGAACUCCUCUCAUGUUAGCAGCACAUAAUGGAAAAUUGAAUAGUUUGAGAACGAUUCUCAUGUUGAGUCCUAAAUCGCUAAACCUAACCAACGAGCGUGGGAAAACCGCACUGCACAUGGCAGCCGAGUCGGGAGAGAUUUCAACGGUCAUGGAGUUGGUGGAAAUUGGCUCCGACCCGAUGAAGUCCGAUACCGAAGGUCAUUGUGCAUUGGAACUGGCUCAAAUGGCUGGUCACAAUGAGGUGGCUGCGAAGUUGAUUGAUGCGAUACAAAAAGAGAGCGAAGACCUAAACGAUGCUCAUAUCAUGCUAAUAAGCGCAUGUAUAUCAGGAAGCGCCGAUGUGGUAAAUGAGAUUUUAAGGAAGAAUAUGGAGAAAAAACAAAAUCGAGAAAUCAUAUUCAACGGGCGGACCGAAGAAGAUGAGACGGCACUUUUGAUUGGGCGGAGUCAGAGGGCGGAGCCUGAAAUACAAGUUAAAGUUGUUUGUUUCAGCGCCUGCACCAACGGCCACAUUAAUCGUCCGGCAUCUCCUUCAAUUCGAAGAACAUCUUCUGACCAGCCACACGACACGAGAUACAGUAAUCCAUGCGGCAGUUUCGAGUCAGAAUGUGGAAGUGUUGCAGUUGUGUUUAGA